GUCGGCUAUAGUGCAUGUCUUUAAUGCCAUCCGGCCCAGAUAUGCCUAUUGGCAUUGGCGCCCUGAAGGACAGCCAUCGUUGCAAAACCCAUUAUCAUGAAAGGCACGAAAGCAAUCACUUUGGGUCUAAAGCCGACUAAGGCAUGCGCCAACUGCCGCAGGUUAAAGAUGAAAUGUGAGGUGGAUGGGAAUCCCCCGUGUCGUCGGUGUCGACACACCAAGGCUACCUGUGUCUUCAGACCAAGAACGAAUGCAGCAGCAGCAAUCCACGAUGUGGUGGGACUGCAGGAUACACUGAACAGGGUUCAGGAUCUUGAUGCCAUCCUCGGCCGUUUGGACAGGAUUGAGAAUGCUCUGGGUAUCGGCAGAGAAAGCAUCUCUGUGACAGCAGCAAGCCCGGAUUCAGGUCAGGAUGGGGAAUCAGAGAACAUGUCUCUCCGUCCUCUGUUGAAAGCUGUUAAGCAUCUCAGAAAGAUAACGCGGCCUGUCCAAGACGAAGCCAUUUGGUCACGUCCGGUAAUCAAACACCUGUGGUACUCCUUUCUCAACAACCUACCGCUUUUGCACUUUUUGAAGGACCAGAGUGCAUUUGCAUCACCAUCACCACUUCUGCUUGCAUCAGUCCUAUUCAUAUCUGCUCUUCAUGGGCCAUCUAGGGAUCUCUCAGAGUUUACGAAAGGUUACUUUGUCGCUCAGUGCUGCGCAAUCACUGAGCUUGUCAAUCCAGAUCCAUUGCUCUUUCUAGGUAACGGGUCUGGAGACAUAUCAGGGGAACCUGAUGAGAACCUGCAUACGGACGAAUCAAUGAUUUUUCAUAACAUCCUUGGCCUUAUUAUGGCUAGCUUGAGCUCAGAAGCUUAUGUCCCAGCCACUGGCACUUGGAUAGCCAUCGCUUAUCGCCUCUUGCUCGACCACACCCCGCACGAUGUACAUGACACAGCUCUAAACUGGGCUGGCUUGUUCUCAGGCCUCCAGGUCAUCGACAUCGAACACGCUUCCAUGCACAUGUGUUGUCCUCUCCUACCGGAGCAGCCACCCAUAUCCUCUCUCGCUCAAUUCAAUGCUCGUGAGGAAAACGCGUUUCAUAGCUUAAUUAAAAUGAUGCAUCACGGACUCAGCCAUUUUGUCGGAAGGGGACUUCCCACCAUAUGGUCUUUCGUAAGCGCAAGAGAACGUGAAGUCCUAUCCCCCGUUCGAAUGCCCUUCACCGCUAAAGACGCACAGGUCAUUCGACUCUGGGCCCGAAAGCUAGAUGACUGGUUGGUUCGAUACAAUGUAGCAUCUCAACCCUCCGCAUCCGAUCGCCAGGGCAUACUCAUCCUCCUACAGUACCAUCUUCACAAACUAUACGUUCUAUCAAUCUAUCAUCCAGCUCGAGGAUUUGAUCUCGGGUCAACGGAUAUUGCGCCCCCUGAAAGACUUGAACUACUGGUCUCAGCCCGUGCAGUUCUACGACUUCGUCUAGACGACCCUAGUAUAUGGUCCAACUGGGAUCUAAUAAUGGUAACCUUCGCCGCCAUGCUACUACUACGAGGAAUCGAGGACGGAAUGUCCCACCAAGAUGACCUCCCCCUCAUCGAAAAACACAUCGACGGCCUGAAAAGGGACCACCCAUCCAUACCAAGUAUCUAUAACACGCUGGCAGAUCGACUAGAAUCGGGUCUCCAAAGCAUGCAUACACCGCCCGAGAUUGGAUCUGGCUUGGCAUUUACUGCGCCGGGUGCAGACUAUUCUUGGGCCAUUUUUGAUCAAGAGAUUCUGUCGCUUGCGAAUCCGCCGUGGCUUUUCGAGGGGUAUCCUGUUGGGGAGGUGCACAAGCCGGAUGAUCAUCAAAGUGGGUUGUCAGGACAGUAUGAUUAUGCUUUGGCGCAGGGAGGGCCAGAUACGUUGGCUGGCAGUAGUAGUGCUGUGCAGAGGGGGUAUCGAAUGGGAUGAUUUUCGCUGUAUGUCAACUUCAGUAUCAGUAUGAGAACGAAAGGUACAAUUGGUACCGGGGUAAUGCACAGUACGCAGGCUUUAGAGGACGG
Messenger RNA from Aspergillus ibericus CBS 121593, 2027 nucleotides. Its product is annotated as Zn(II)2Cys6 transcription factor. Gene Ontology annotation, biological process: regulation of DNA-templated transcription. Lineage: Eukaryota; Fungi; Ascomycota; Eurotiomycetes; Eurotiales; Aspergillaceae. Bases 97 to 1935 code for a protein of 612 amino acids. Gene Ontology annotation, molecular function: zinc ion binding; DNA-binding transcription factor activity, RNA polymerase II-specific. The transcript is spliced from 8 exons. The record is from RefSeq and is a predicted model, not a curated record.